This is a messenger RNA of Salvia miltiorrhiza (redroot sage), 1357 nucleotides long. RefSeq lists its product as uncharacterized. The transcript has a single exon. The record is from RefSeq and is a predicted model, not a curated record. Lineage: Eukaryota; Viridiplantae; Streptophyta; Magnoliopsida; Lamiales; Lamiaceae. Bases 301 to 1092 code for a protein of 263 amino acids.
AUUUAUAAUCGAACACUUAUUUGAAAACAAAGGAAAUCUCAUGCAUGAGAUAAUCCGCAUUUCACAUACAUCAUCAAUGAAUCUCGACUUCCUUUUCCCAUCAUUUUACAGGCUAUCAUAAUCUCCAAAACACAAAAACAAACUUUUCUUCUUCCCAUUUUGCCCCUCAAAACUUCACUCUAAAAAAAAACAACAAAAAAAACCAUUUCCUUCCCUAGUAAACAACAAAUGAAAGCAUUCAAUCCCACAUGACAUAGCCAUCUCCAAACACAACAAUCAAUUCAACAAAAAAAAAAAAAAAUGAAAUCCAUAAGCGGAUUAGGCCUUGGAUUAUGCGUCGUCUUCGGCAGCCUCCUCCUAGCCCUAAUUGCAGAGCUCUACUACCUCCUAUGGUGGAAGAAGAAGAAGAUCAUCACCACCACCGCCGCCGCCACCACCAUCAACGAAGCUCAAAUCCAAAUCCCACGAAAAAGAUCGAAUUUUUCAUACAUUCUCCACUUCUGCCAAAGACCCUCUUCCUCCUCGCUGAGAUCCGCCGCUCACGAGCUCUGCAACUCCCCAACUCUAGUCCACGAGCCCCAAUCCUCAAAUUCGAGCAGCAAAGAUCUCUGGCUGCGGAAGCCAUUUGCAGAAGAAAACAUGGGAAAUUUCCCGAGAUUCCUCUUCACGAUCACGGAGGAAACGAGGGAGGAUUUGGAAUCCGAAGAUGGGGUUUUCAAGAAGGCGAGCAGAAGCAAUUUGAGCGAUUUGCUGCAGAUUUUGGAGACGCCGUUUCUGACGCCGAUGGCGUCGCCGCCGUACUUCACGCCGCCGCUGACGCCGUCGUUUUGCGAGGGGGAGAGCCCCUUCUGGGAGUGCGCGGAGUUCCGGCGGCGGGCCAGCCCGCCGCCGGCGUUCAAGUUCUUGAGGGACGCGGAGGAGAAGAUGGCGAUGAGAGAGAGAGGUGAUGAGAGGGAAAGUGAGGGAAAUGGGCAGUUUAUUACAUUGGUGAUUGAUGAGAAGGAUGAAGGGAGAGAUGGGAUUGGGAUCAAGAAUUGUAGUUUGGAAGAAGAUGAGUGUUUUUCUUCAUCAAGAUUUUCAUCACAGAGGUAGUGGUUUUUUUUUUUUUUUUUGAAUGUAAAAUUAUUUAAUUUUUUUUUAAUCAAUUUUUUUGUUUCUCACUUCCCACCUCCUUGGCUUGAGUUCUUGCCUGUUUUGGUUAUGAAUGUUGAAUAGAGAUUAAUCUUUUUUUUUUUUUAAUGUAAUGUUGGUGUGCUAAUUUUUGGUUCUACUUCUUUUGGGAAACAUGUGGAACUUAGAUGGAUUUUUGAAGAAUAUUGUAAUGUACAUUUAUGUUAAUAAUUUUGCAGUUAGUUCA